UAUUGCAUCACAGGGAAUCUCUGCAACUGAUACUAUGUAAACCCAAAUUAAUGCCGUUGAAAUCCAUGACAUUGGAAAAAUUACAAAAGAUGCAAUCCGAAGCAGAAAAUAAGUUGUCAAAUAGAUGAUUAAAUAAGUUUCAAUAUGACCGUGGGAAUAUUUAGCGCUGAAGUUAUAUUUGCUUUUAUUUUAACUACGGUGCUACUUAACCGUUAUGGCAAUUGGAAAACUCAAAAUAUUGUUGUUACAACAGCCGUGCUCAUUGCUUGGUAUUUUUCUCUUUUAAUCAUCUUUGUUCUUCCCAUUGAUAUAUCUUUGGCAGCUUAUCGUAAAUGUGUUCAAGAUGGGCAUAACCAUAACGAUAAUACUACAAAUUCUAGUCAUGAAUUAUCAGCCUGUAAUAAACCCUGGAGUUAUGUGCCAGAAUCUACUCUACCAAAAAUGUGGAGAGUUGUUUAUUGGACUUCCCAAUUUCUAACAUGGUUUAUUAUGCCAGUUAUGCAAUACUAUGUGAAGUCUGGGGAAUUUACAUUGAAGGACAAAUUAAAAAAUGCUGUUAAAAGCAAUACACUCUAUUAUAGUACAUUAUUAUUAAUUGUUACAAUACUUAUAGUUUACAUAGCUCUUAAGCCAGGAGUGCAUUUAGAUUGGCAAAAAUUAAAAGCUAUCGCAUCAUCUGCUAGCAAUACAUGGGGAUUGUUUCUAUUAAUAUUAUUGUUAGGUAUUGCAUUAGUGGACAUUCCAAGAGAAUUAUGGCGGUCUAGUCAAAUUGAUUAUACAUUGAGAAAAGUAUACUUCAAACUGUCAAAACUCAAUACAGAAAAGUUAGAAUCCGAAGGAGCUUUAGAAGAUGUUCUUGAAUCAAUUAAAAGUGUUAGUAUCAGUAUGAGUCCAAAUGAUCCGUUGUAUGAUUGUUUUCAAAUAAUUUUGAAAAAAGUUCCCGAGGAUCAACGAGAUUUUUUGAAAAAUGUGCGGUCUAAUUCAAGGAAUCAUACAACACCUUCAAUUGGCAUGCUAACUCGACUUCAUAAACAAUUGAUUGUUGCUGUGCAUAUGUAUCAUCGUACUGAGACACAGGGCAGCUUAAUGCUCGAAAAAGCUAUUUUCUUAGAAGACAUUAAUUCAAACAUGACAUCUAGAGAACGAAAGUUUAAAAAAAUGUUCAAUAAACCUUCAAAAUUGAAUAGUUAUGCAGAUACGUCAACGAUUGAGUGGUAUUGGUGGUGUCGUUUACACCCUAUGAUGCUUCAAGUUUUAUCGGUGAUUACUGGCAUGCUAUCAGUUGUUAUUGUGUGGUCUGAAAUGACAUUUUUCAAAAAACAACCAGUGCUCUCUAUUUUUGCUCUCAUGGUCAAUAUGGCAAAACAAAACAAUGAUUAUGUUAUGAUACAGGUGUUAUCUACAUUGUCCAUUGCUUAUUUGGCAUAUUGUACAUAUUCAACAAUAUUUAAGAUAAAAUUGCUUAACAUAUACUACCUAGCACCUAACCAUCAAACCACUGAAAGCAGCUUAAUUUUUUUUGGAUUGUUAUUGAGUCGUCUAACAUCACCAAUGUGUUUAAAUUUCCUUGGACUUAUUCACAUGGAUAGUCAUGUGAUAAAGAGUCGUAUUCUUGAAACUGAUUAUACUCAGAUAAUGGGACAUAUGGAUGUUAUUACAAUUAUCAGUGAUGGUUUCAAUGUAUACUUUCCAACCCUUAUACUUGCUGUAUGUUUAGCAACUUAUUUUAAUGUUGGAACAAGAAUAUUGUCCAUAUUAGGAUUUCCUCAGUUUUUAGAAGAUGAUGAUUUGGUUACCGAUUACAUUCAAGAAGGGCGUUUGUUAGUGGUUCGAGAAAAAGAAAGGCGUGAGCGUAAAAUACGAGGUAACGAAAUGCGUCGUAAAUAUAGAGAAAGGUCUCUACCAAAUGCAAAUGAGGAGGUCGAAGAAAGAGUUCCACCAUCUCGGAAAGACAACAUGAAAUCAUACUUGUUGGAUAAUGCUGAUCCCAUUGAUCGAUCCUAUCACAGCUACAGUACGAAUGAUACUCAUGAAGUAGAAAGACAGUUGCCCAAUGUGAGUACAAGACCUAACAGUACGUGGGAGCCUCCAAGGAAUAUAUUUAGUGAUUUAUAAUUUUACGUGUAAAAAAUUAUUAUAACCAUAUGUUUGUAUGAAAUGCAUUGCCAUAAAUAUUUUCUGUAUGUUGAAUUCUCUGUACUGUAAAUAUGGAACGCAAUAAGGUCUAUGAACCUAUAAACUCGUCCUACUAUUGAUUUUGUUUUCAUUAUUCUGUAUUAUAAAAAUAAUACAUAGAUUCAUUCUUACUAAGAAUUUUAUUUUUGUUAAUAUGAUUUCAAUGAAAAUGUAUCUAAUAAUGGAAUUAAAAUAACAGGGGACGGCCUCCAAAAAGGCUACAUUUUUCAAUGCAUAAAUUAUAUACAAUGCGUGUUCCAUAUUUUACAGUUCAGUGGUUGGAUUUGAAUCUGUUAAGAUUCAAGUAAUUUCUAUUUUAAAUGUAUUAUUAUUUUUCUUCUGAUUACAAUUUGUAAACAAUUUUAAUACUUACCACAUAUAUUAUACUAUUAUAUGAAAAUAUCUGUUUUUAAUAAAAUAUAUUAGAUUAAAAAGAA
Messenger RNA from Metopolophium dirhodum (rose-grain aphid), 2612 nucleotides. RefSeq names its product LMBR1 domain-containing protein 2 homolog. The transcript has 12 exons. Bases 145 to 2115 code for a protein of 656 amino acids. Gene Ontology annotation, cellular component: membrane. NCBI's taxonomy places the organism in Eukaryota, Metazoa, Arthropoda, Insecta, Hemiptera, Aphididae. The record is from RefSeq and is a predicted model, not a curated record.